Meloidogyne enterolobii is the source of this 211-nucleotide messenger RNA. The record is from the annotation of a GenBank genome assembly. Lineage: Eukaryota; Metazoa; Nematoda; Chromadorea; Rhabditida; Meloidogynidae.
AAUGAAGCUUUUUUCCUUCUUUUUGAUUUUUUUAUUGUUGAGUAAAGUAUUGUCGAUUGAACAAUUGAAGAUAGAUAAUGCUUAUGGAAUUCGAAAAAUUGGAACUAUGACAAUGGAUGAUAUGCCAAUAAAGAUGGAUCAGAUUGAUUGGACUACAAGGAAAAGGUCAAUGAAUAUGCGUAGUGGAAUAAAAGAAAGAGUUUACAAAUAA